Pteropus alecto (black flying fox) is the source of this 2601-nucleotide messenger RNA. It is a transcript of the gene WASF1, whose product is annotated as WAS protein family member 1. Lineage: Eukaryota; Metazoa; Chordata; Mammalia; Chiroptera; Pteropodidae. Gene Ontology annotation, cellular component: cytoskeleton. Gene Ontology annotation, molecular function: protein kinase A regulatory subunit binding; Arp2/3 complex binding; actin binding. Bases 181 to 1890 code for a protein of 569 amino acids. The transcript is spliced from 9 exons. Gene Ontology annotation, biological process: actin cytoskeleton organization; positive regulation of Arp2/3 complex-mediated actin nucleation. The record is from RefSeq and is a predicted model, not a curated record.
GCCCGCAACCUCGGCCACUGCUCGGAUCGGUUUCUGCUCGGGUGCCUGUCUUUCUUGGAGGCUCUAGGUGGAGUCCCGGGAGCUGAGGGGGACCGGCGGCUGCCGCCGAAGCAUGAAGAAGGGGUAAAGCAAGAGCCCCCCAAGGUUUCACGGUGAACGGGCACAGAGGUUGAGCUCAAGAUGCCAUUAGUGAAAAGAAACAUCGAUCCUAGGCAUCUGUGCCACACCGCACUGCCUAGAGGAGUUAAGAAUGAACUGGAAUGUGUAACCAACAUUUCCUUGGCCAAUAUAAUUAGACAACUAAGUAGUCUAAGUAAAUAUGCUGAAGAUAUAUUUGGAGAAUUAUUCAAUGAAGCACAUAGUUUUUCCUUCAGAGUGAACUCAUUACAAGAACGAGUGGACCGUUUAUCAGUUAGUGUUACACAGCUUGACCCUAAAGAAGAAGAAUUGUCUUUGCAAGAUAUAACAAUGAGAAAAGCUUUCCGAAGUUCUACAAUUCAAGAUCAGCAGCUUUUUGAUCGCAAGACUUUGCCUAUUCCGUUACAGGAGACAUAUGAUGUUUGUGAACAGCCGCCACCUCUCAAUAUACUCACUCCUUAUAGAGAUGAUGGUAAAGAAGGUUUGAAGUUUUAUACCAAUCCUUCAUAUUUCUUUGAUCUAUGGAAAGAAAAAAUGUUACAAGAUACAGAGGAUAAGAGGAAGGAAAAGAGGAAGCAGAAGGUAUUACAAGAGAUUCAAAAAAUUGAACAGAAAAAUCUGGAUCGUCCUCAUGAACCAGAAAAAGUGCCAAGAGCACCUCAUGACAGGCGGAGAGAAUGGCAAAAGCUGGCCCAAGGUCCAGAGCUGGCUGAAGAUGAUGAUGCAAAUCUCUUACAUAAGCAUAUUGAAGUUGCUAACGGCCCAGCCUCUCAUUUUGAAACAAGACCUCAGACAUAUGUGGAUCAUAUGGAUGGAUCUUAUUCACUUUCUGCCUUGCCAUUUAGUCAGAUGAGUGAACUUCUGACUAGAGCUGAGGAAAGAGUCUUAGUCAGACCACAUGAACCACCUCCACCUCCACCAAUGCAUGGAUCAGGAGAUGCAAAACCCAUACCCACCUGUAUCAGUUCUGCUACAGGUUUGAUAGAAACUCGCCCUCAGUCACCAGCUACAGGCAGGACACCUGUGUUUGUGAGCCCCACCCCCCCACCUCCUCCACCACCUCUUCCAUCUGCCUUGUCAACUUCUUCAUUAAGAGCUUCAAUGACUUCAACUCCUCCCCCACCAGUACCUCCCCCACCUCCACCUCCAACCACUGCUUUGCAAGCUCCAGCAGUACCACCACCUCCAGCUCCUCUUCAGAUUGCCCCUGGAGUUCUUCACCCAGCUCCUCCUCCAAUUGCACCUCCUCUAGUACAGCCCUCUCCACCGGUAGCUAGAGCUGCCCCAGUAUGUGAGACUGUACCAGUUCAUCCACUCCCACAAGGUGAAGUCCAGGGUCUGCCUCCACCCCCACCACCGCCUCCUUUGCCUCCACCUGGCAUUCGACCAUCAUCACCUGUCACAGUUGCAGCUCUUGCUCAUCCUCCCUCUGGGCUACAUCCAACUCCAUCUACUGCCCCAGGUCCCCAUAUUCCAUUAAUGCCUCCAUCUCCUCCAUCACAAGUUAUACCUGCUUCUGAGCCAAAGCGUCAUCCAUCAACCCUACCCGUAAUCAGUGAUGCCAGGAGUGUACUUCUGGAAGCAAUACGAAAAGGUAUUCAGCUACGAAAAGUAGAAGAGCAGCGUGAACAGGAAGCUAAACAUGAACGCAUUGAAAAUGACGUUGCCACCAUCCUGUCCCGUCGUAUUGCUGUGGAAUAUAGUGAUUCAGAAGAUGAUUCAGAAUUUGAUGAAGUAGAUUGGUUGGAGUAAGAAAAAUGCAUUGAUAAAUAUUACAAAACUGAAUGCAGAUGUCCUUUGUGGUGCUUGUUCUUUGAAAAUGUUUGGUCAUUCCAGUGUUUUGCUUUCUUUUCCUUAAGAUAAAUAACCCUUUUUCCUCCAUAAUAUUUUUGAUUUCUAAGGAAAAUAUUAGCAUACAUUUCAAACUAAAUGUUUUACAGUGGCUUAUCUUUUUUAUUUUUCCCUGAAAAGACAUAAUUUGGUCAAAUAAACCACUAAGUAUUAAGCAUGGACAGCUGUUGUUAGAGUAGCAGAUUCAGUUUUUUGAUAUAUCUUAAUUGUGCACUUUGUGAAUUUUAAUUUAAAGAAAGCAACUGAGAUUGAAAUCUUGAGGGCAGCUGUAUCUAUUAAUGAGCCUUAUUCCAUUUCUUGAUGUUUUAAAAGAAGAAACACUGCCUUGAUUAUAUGAAUACACUCGAAAGUACAGUUAGCUUGUAGUAUUGAAUUCUCUUAAAAGGAAUGCUUGAAUUUUUUUUAAUUAUUGUUUUGUUGUUUUUAAAUACUUGCCUUAUUUGAAUGUUUAGCAGUACUCUCUUCGCCCUUAUAUAUUGUGUGGUACGAUUUUGCUUGCCUAUAAGAGUUUAAAAGAUUUCCAUGUAAAAUACUCUGACAUAAACAUACAUGUAACUUACAUAACUGUUAAGAAUAACAGUCUGAUUUAAUAAAUGGUUCAUUUUAAAGGUU